This is a messenger RNA of Arvicanthis niloticus (Nile rat), 3103 nucleotides long. It is a transcript of the gene Kctd6, whose product is annotated as potassium channel tetramerization domain containing 6. NCBI's taxonomy places the organism in Eukaryota, Metazoa, Chordata, Mammalia, Rodentia, Muridae. The record is from RefSeq and is a predicted model, not a curated record. Gene Ontology annotation, biological process: protein homooligomerization. Gene Ontology annotation, molecular function: protein binding.
GGCUCGGGUUCGGGGCUCUGUGCGCGUGGCCGGCCGGGCUUGGCUUGCGGGCGACCGCGGAGUGGAGACCGGUGGGCUCUGCGGGGCAAAGGGUUGUUUUGGGGGGGAGUGGUGCUUAUUAGCCUCCACUGCCCUAGUUUACAGCCCUGCUUUUUGGGUUUUCUGCACAGAUUGUAGCUUUUUACUGGGAUUUCGGGUUGUCACUGGCGUUUUAGUGCUGGGUGUCAGAGGCGAUCCUUGGCGAGGUCGUGGGGAGCCCCUGCAGCACCUGCUGGGCGAUGGCAGCGGAGGCUGUGUCUGGGGGUGGGACAGGGAAACGAAACGUGACUGAGAUCCUGUUUGGAUAUUCUGCCGAAGUUGUCAUGUUUCUGUUCUGUGCACCAGUUCACACAGCAAGUUGAUAAACCUGGUUGCAGGAUUUCGUGAUGCUGACCAAUAGACCGGGGUGACCUGGUUUGGCUAAGAAUGUUUGGGAUAGCCUAAGCAACUGUCUCCAAUGUAGUCCCCUUGGCAGGCUCAUCUUUUUCCACUGUUGCAAAUAUUCUAGUAUGGGAUUGAUGUUGGGGUAGCACAGGCCUAAAUCCAGAAGUGUUUUCAAAAGAGUAAAGGUCUAAGUAGGCAGGUAGGUAGGGUGGAAGAAUCCCCCUUUGGAUGAAAACCAGGGACCCACACGGAUUCUUAGUUUUUUGUAAUGCCGUAGGUAGAAAGAUAACCAUAGAUGAUACCAUAGUUAAGUUUUGUGUUUCUAAUUUUCUUAAAGCAUAUUGUAGCUGAAACAAUAGCAUGAAAAGCAGUCUUAGGGUCACUCCUAUGAAUCCAUCGUUGUAUCUUGGAUUUUAAUAGUUGGGGUCUGUUUUAAACGGGGCACGCAUGUGUAUGUUCUGCUUAUCUUGGAGACAACCCUGAGUCAUGCUUUCUAGAAGUUCCUAGAGCUCACGUGUCUGUUUGUCUCUGUGAGCGCUGGACAUCAUUCUACCUUUAGUUUUUCCUAUCACAACUGCUGAGGGAACUCCGGGAAAAGGAGGGCUGGGAUGAAUUGGGAGCACAGACAGGCCUUCACCUCCAUGUUUGCCCGCUGUGUCUGACAUAGCUCCUUUUUUUUUUUUUUUUUUUUUUUUGUGCUGCCAGUAGGAAAGAGCAAUACAUUCAGGUUCUCAUAGUCCUUUGCUGGCCUGCUGCACAUGACUCCAGAGCACCACUCCUCACUGCCCUGUCAGCCAGUUUUACCUCUAUUGUGUUUAAAUGGUGUGGUUACUUUGGAGAAGGUCAUAACACCUCAUUUUAGUGGAAACUGAGGGGAAGUAGAAUUUUAUGAUUUUUGACUCUGACAGCACUAUAGCUGGAGAGUCAUCUGGUUCGAUGCUAUUAGAAGGUUCAUAGUUUCUUGUAAGACUUUCUCCUUUUUGCCUACGUCUCCUUUCUUCUAACCCACGUGGUUGAGAGAGGGGUUUAGUUAGCGGUAAUUUAGCUUUAUAACCCCAUUAUCCUUGUGCGCUUGGCUACUUGUGCUGGCCUGUAUGUGGAUAUUAACUCAGAAGACGCCUGGAGAUGCCACUGAACCAAUUACUAUAAAAAGUAUUUCACUUUCAAACUCCCACGUUUCCAGGAACAGAGAAACUCAGUACAAAGGCAACUUGGAAGAGUUUUCCUGGCUCCCGGGCUCCUGAGGACGCAGUGCUGGAGCAGAUGGAUAAUGGAGACUGGGGCUAUAUGAUGACUGACCCAGUCACAUUAAAUGUAGGCGGACACUUGUAUACGACGUCUCUUACCACGCUGACACGCUACCCGGAUUCUAUGCUUGGAGCUAUGUUUGGGGGUGACUUCCCCACAGCCCGAGACCCUCAAGGCAAUUACUUCAUUGAUCGAGAUGGACCACUUUUCCGCUACGUCCUCAACUUCUUACGGACUUCAGAAUUGACACUGCCCCUGGAUUUUAAGGAGUUUGACCUGCUUCGGAAAGAGGCCGAUUUUUACCAGAUCGAACCCUUGAUCCAGUGUCUCAAUGAUCCCAAGCCUUUGUAUCCUAUGGAUACUUUUGAAGAAGUUGUAGAGCUGUCUAGUACUCGGAAGCUUUCUAAGUAUUCCAAUCCUGUGGCCGUCAUCAUAACCCAAUUAACCAUCACCACCAAGGUCCAUUCCUUACUGGAAGGCAUCUCAAACUAUUUUACCAAGUGGAAUAAGCACAUGAUGGACACCAGAGACUGCCAGGUCUCCUUCACCUUUGGACCGUGCGAUUACCACCAGGAAGUUUCUCUCCGGGUUCACCUGAUGGAAUACAUCACAAAGCAAGGCUUCACGAUCCGCAACACUCGGGUGCAUCACAUGAGCGAGCGGGCCAAUGAGAACACAGUAGAGCACAACUGGACUUUCUGUAGACUGGCCCGCAAAACGGACGACUGACUUGUGGCUAGCCCUCAGAGAACUUCCGGCAAGCUCACGUUUUGGGACAUGGAAGAGACUGGUGUUUCCAGUGUGGGCCCUCUUUUUUUUUUUUUUUUUUUUUUUUUUUUCUUCUUCAGUAUUUGUAUUUAUUUGAAGGCAUUGAGGACCAGAAGGAAGUUUCAAGUGUGAGCAGUCUCCUCCCUGUUUGUACCCAAGUAUGCAUGUGCCUGUUCAGAGUCUCUAGAAACCUUUUUUUAUAAAAAAGAGAUCUGAAAAUCAUUAUGGUAUAUAAUCUACCCUUAACAGUGCUAAAAUGAUUUCUGAUAACAUGGUCCCUGACUCGACUGGAAGGCUAAAAAUAUAGGGAUGAAAGAUUAAAGAGGGUAUUCAUGAUGUCUUUGAGAAAAAUCGGAAUAUCACGUAGGGUGACCUAGUUUCCAGAGCAGUAGGCAGUAUUGUAGUAGUAAAAGAAGACCGGCCAGUCAUCUAAAGGUACUUGUUAAGGACUGCUUUCUACAGUUUUGACAACUGUUUCUUUCUAUGCAUAUAAAUCAAGCAACCAAAUAUCUGUAGCCAUGGAAAUGUCUGACUAGAAAUAUUUAUAUUGGAUUCUCAAUACAAAAUGUCCCUGUGGUAGAAACCUUAUGCCUGGUACAGUUUCAUUCCCAAGGGUACUGUCUACCAGGAAAGAAAAAUCUAAUAAAAAAUGGAAUAUGAACAU